Molecule: messenger RNA, 5695 nt
Organism: Micropterus dolomieu (smallmouth bass)
Lineage: Eukaryota; Metazoa; Chordata; Actinopteri; Centrarchiformes; Centrarchidae
Gene: ddr1
Product: discoidin domain receptor tyrosine kinase 1
Exons: 22
Coding region: 379-3663 (1094 amino acids)
Biological process (GO): multicellular organism development; protein phosphorylation; positive regulation of kinase activity
Cellular component (GO): signaling receptor complex; membrane
Molecular function (GO): protein tyrosine kinase collagen receptor activity; ATP binding; collagen binding
Source: RefSeq, a predicted model, not a curated record
UGAGCUUUGGCCAAUUUGAAUAUUAAUUAAAAUAAUUAAAGGAUAGCUAUAAUUAUAUGUCUUUACACACACACAAAGACAGUGGGAACAUGACAUGGCUGUUUGAGGCCGUGAUCAGCCAAAGUUAAACUGCUGUUUGAGCUAAAGAGCAGUGGUGUGGAAAGGCUAAACAUAUAAUUGGUAAAGACAGUAGGGUGGAGGGCCAGACAAAGAAGAUCAGAGCACAUCCGAAGGUGGUUGCAGUGAACAAUUCUCAAAGCUCUAUUGUUAGUAGUGCAGAGAGACUGGAAAAGAGAGGGAGGCCAUUCAUUCAACGGCUGGCUCAGACAGGGGAUUUGCAGUUGCCCGGACGACGAACAAAGCUGAGCCAGUUGGACGAUGUGCACAACAGAAAAGGCUGAAAAGAGAAAGGAAAGGCGCUGGGGAGUGAGAGAACAAGAGCUGAGAAUGAAUGCGCUCAUCAGCAGGAUAAUUUCAGGGAAUCAGAUGGUGAACACCAUGGAUAGUGGAGCUCAGAGCGUGUUAAAUGACCUGUAUUGUCCUUCGCUGAUGAUUGAGCGCCAGCAAAAGUUUCCCUCCUCUCAGUCAGACAGGUAUGCCUGUGGUCAUCAGUGUGUCUCCGGACAGGUAACCAGGUGUGUUGCUGCUGUCAUGGCCUUGCCAACCCUGCGGCUGUUUCCUGUCACUGUGGUCACAGUCCUGGUGGUGCUCGUGUCGUCAUCAGAGGACCAUGACUGGCACUUUAACCCAGCUCAGUGUCGUUACGCCCUGGGGAUGGAGGAUGGAACCAUCCCAGACUCUGACAUUACUGCCUCCAGCGCCUGGUCAGACUCCACUGAGGCCAAACAUGGAAGGUUGAGUACUGGAGAGGGGGAUGGAGCGUGGUGUCCUGCAGGAGCUGUUUUCCCCAGUGGAUCAGAAUUCCUUCAGGUAGACCUGCACAAACUCCACUUCCUGGCUCUGGUUGGUACUCAGGGUCGUCAUGCUGACGGGCACGGCCAAGAGUUUGCCCGCAGUUAUCGGCUCCGCUAUUCCCGAGACGGAGUGAAAUGGAUCACCUGGAAGGACCGCUGGGGCCAGGAAGUAGUGUCAGGGAAUGAGAACACCUAUGAUGUUGUGCUAAAAGACCUAGGCCCUCCAAUUGUGGCCCGCAUGGUGCGCUUCUACCCCCUGGCUGACCGGGUUAUGAGUGUUUGCCUUCGGGUGGAGCUCUAUGGUUGUGUAUGGAACGAUGGGUUGAAGGCUUACACAGCUCCAGUAGGUCACGUCAUGCACCUGUCUGGCAUGCCUGUCUAUCUAAACGACUCCACCUAUGAUGGGAGCACUGAACAAGGGAUGCAGUUUGGAGGCCUGGGUCAGCUAUGUGACGGCGUCCUGGGAGGUGACGACUUUAUACAAACUAAGGAGCUGAGAGUGUGGCCUGGGUAUGACUACCUUGGCUGGAGCCGGGAAGCCCUGGGGCAAGGCAGCGUGGAUAUUGAGUUCCACUUUGAGAGACCACGUGUCUUCCACAACAUGCAGGUGCACAGUAACAACCGCCACACCCAGGGCGUUCGAGUCUUCAACAAGGUAGAGUGUCUUUUUAAGCCCGGCAUCCUCCAGCCCUGGUCCUCUCCUGCCCUCACUCUGCCUGUGCCCCUUGAGGAUCUAAAGGACCCCUCCUCUCGACCCAUCUCCCUCCCACUGGGAGCCCGGCCGGCUCAGAUCCUCCGCUGCACAUUCUACUUUGCUGACCGCUGGCUACUCAUCAGCGAGAUAUCCUUCCUCUCUGAGCCGCUUGAGGAGGAUGUCACAGAGACUGAUUCAUUUCCUCCUAAUCUUCCCAAGAUUCCUACCACCAGUUCCUCUCCUCCUUCUGUUAACCACACCUCCUCCUCUCCCACAUUGAGCCACAGCUCUUCCAACGCCACCGCCAGCCCAUCUGAACCCCCCACCACCACCUCCUUCAUGAUGGACACCACUGGUAACUGGACACUGUCAGAUCCAGAAUUUGGUGCAAACACUCCAAGGGCGGGGCUUCCUGUAGCCAAGGAUGACAGCAGUAAUACAGCUAUUCUGAUUGGCUGCUUGGUGGGCAUCAUCCUUCUGCUGCUGGCUGUGAUAGCCGUCAUUCUGUGGAGGCAGUAUUGGAAAAAGAUACUGGGCAAGGCCCAGGGCAGUCUAUCCAGUGAUGAGCUGCGGGUUCACCUGUCAGUCCCCUCGGACAACGUGGUCAUCAACAACACACACAGCUACUCGAGCCGCUACCAGCGCAUCCACACUUUCCCUGAUGACCGCGACCAUGACAGAGAGGGAGAAGGAGAGUACCAAGAGCCCAUUGCUCUGCUACGGCCAAGGGAUCAAAGAGACAGCACAGCCUUGCUGUUAAACAACCCAGCCUAUCACCUGCUCCUGUCAGAUCACAGAAAAGGCAUGAGACCCCUAGUCGUCCCCAGCACAAGUCAGGCUCAGGAGAAGAGUCUCAAUGUGCCCCAGGCCUGUGGUUUGGACAUGGACAUGGAGAAGGGUUUCCCCCCAACUCAUGAGGAGCCUCCUCCCUACCCUGGCUCCCCUCCUUACCCUUCCCUGUCUCCACCCGUAUCUCCCCCACUGCCUCCCAGCGUUCCUCAUUACGCUGAGGCUGACAUCGUGAGCCUGCAAGGUGUCAGCGGUAACAACACCUACGCCGUGCCCGCUUUGGCCUCUUCGAGCCCCGGGGCAGACGCUGCCCCGCUCCCAGAGCUGCCGCGCCAAUGUCUUAUCUUCAAGGAGAAACUGGGAGAGGGACAGUUUGGAGAGGUGCACCUGUGUGAAAUCGAGAGCCCUCAAGACCUUCCCAACUUGGAGUUCCCCUUCAAUGUGCGAAAAGGUCGCCCUCUCCUGGUAGCAGUGAAGAUACUGCGCCCGGACGCCUCCAAAAAUGCCAGGAACGACUUCCUGAAAGAGGUUAAGAUCCUGUCUCGCCUGAAGGACCCAAACAUCAUUCGUCUGCUUGGAGUGUGUGUGAGCAGUGAUCCCCUUUGUAUGGUCACUGAGUACAUGGAAUGUGGAGACUUGAACCAGUAUCUGUCCCACAGAGUGCUUCUGGACAAGACUGGGCCUUCACAAAAUACUCCGACCAUCAGUUACCCGGCUCUCAUCUCCAUGGCCAGCCAGAUUGCGUCAGGAAUGAAGUUCCUCUCCUCCCUCAACUUCGUGCACCGGGAUCUGGCAACACGUAAUUGUCUGGUCGGGGGUGAGAAGGGUGAGAGCGGAGAGGAUCGGGGUGGUGAGCGUCACAUUAAGAUAGCUGAUUUUGGCAUGAGCAGGAACUUGUAUGCUGGAGACUACUACAGGAUCCAGGGCAGAGCUGUGCUGCCGAUACGCUGGAUGGCCUGGGAGUGUAUACUCAUGGGUAAGUUCACCACGGCCAGCGAUGUGUGGGCAUUCGGGGUCACUCUGUGGGAGAUGCUGAGCGUUUGUCAGGAGCAGCCGUACUUCAACCUCACUGAUGAACAAGUCAUCGACAAUGCUGGGGAGUUCUUCAGAGACCAGGGCAGACAGGUAUAUCUGAGCAAACCGGCUGUGUGUCCUCAGGGUCUCUAUGAGCUCAUGUUGAGUUGCUGGAACAGAGACUGCAAGCUCCGCCCGUCCUUCGCCUACAUCCACUCCUUCCUUACUGAGGACGCUAUGAACAUGGUGUAGAGAGAGAAUCAGAGAAAGGCAACAAGGAGAAAGGCAACGCUAAAAAGGAGAAACGUCCCGUACGUUUAUGCAUCCUUGCUACAGCGGGAUGAUGGUGGUGGAGGUGCUGCACGGCGGAGGCAGAUGAGGAGGAAGAGUGGGUUGAUUGCUUUUAUAUACUUUUUGGGUGGAUGGGGCUGAGACACCGCUGGUUCGGUUCAUUUCCACAUCAGACCCCAACCCCAAAGGCAAAACUAACCCCAGCUUUAGAUUAUCUAACAGUCCGAGCUAUAUUUCAGAGUGGGUUGGUGGUGGGUGCAGUCUGCUUAGGAACUUUCUGUCUUCUUAGAUACUCACCAUGCAAGGAGGGUUUGUGUGUGACUGGUAAUUAAUUACAAAAGAAGCUGCAGAGGCUACAUUGACAGAAUAUACUCCAAACUAUGACCAUAGCAAGCUAGGAAAUGAACAGUUAUUAAGCUUCAUGACUUUUGUUAAUCAACAUCUCAGAUGCUGCAUGUAGUCUAACAGGUGACGGUGCACAUGACACACAAACCUCUCUCAGCCUCUUUCAUGUCUGAACAAUAGGUGUUCUACCUAUUGUUCAGACAUGAAAGUGCACAACAGCAAUUAUCCUAGAUUUUACAGUAUGUGUAGCCUACUGGACACAUUUUAAGUCCAAGCUUCAGCCCCAUUUGCCCAUCUGAGAAACAAAAAAAUGAUAAUCCACAAAAAGUCUUUGAAAAUAUUUUAGGCUUCAUACAUGGCUGAUGGUGAUAAGCAGAACUCAUUAUGUUUGGUAACCCUUCAUCAAUCCUCUGUCUCAACCCCACAACCUUAAAUAGUGACCCGAAGUUAUUGUGGACUCAUGUGAAAUGAUGUGGACCAGACAACAGCAGCCCCCCUUUCUGCAAUGUGCCCCCCCCAUUGUAGUCAAGAAAUCCAACCAGUUUCUCUUAGCCACAGAGAAAAGAACUGUUUCCCAGAAGAUGAAAUUCUGCGGCUGCCGAUGAGAUGUGACCCACAAACUGGAAUGGCUUUUUCUAAGCAGAGAGACAAUACUGCCAGCCGGAGCAGUGGACAGGACAUCUUCAGAUGCACCUGCUCUGGUGUUAUGGCAAUCUUUGUAUAUGGUGGUGACCCAGAUACAAAAGAUAAAUGUAAAAUUCCACAACCAGCUGCACUUUAAAUCCUACCUGCCAUGCAUAUCCUUGGCCAUGAUGAAACUCUUCUCUGUGAGGGGCCUGAUAUGAUUCCUGUCGAUGUGGAUUCUAAUUGUAUUUUACUUGCAGUGAAUUUAGUAAUAUUUGCCAAGGGAGAUCAAAAGAUGUAAAAUAUUAUUUAAAUAAUGGAGUGGCACCAUCAAUUCAUCUCAUUUUAAAUGUAUGACGACCUUUUGUUCUGAAACUAACAGUGUGUUGAGACAUGUUCACUCGAUCGCUCAGUCUUUGCUCAUCCAAAUACAUACACACAGUUAUGGUAUGGUAAGUGGGAAUGCUGGGAUUUUAGCAUGAAUGUCAGCAUCGCCCUCUGCAUUAUCCUGUGUUAGUACAUUAAGCUGACUGGCAGAAUCAUCUAUCUUACUGAUUAUAUAGCACUGUAAAUCAGUCCUAAAAUGAUCAAAAUUAUUAAGUAAUACAUGUUUACUGAUUGUGAAUGGUUGUGCCAUUUGAGUCAUUUUUGAUACACUGUAGUUCAACUAAAUCCAUAUUUUUAUAUAUACUAUAUGUACUUAAGACACUCCUUUGUGUCUGAUUUUGUCCAUUUGUAUCUGAAGUUGAGCAUAUUAGUAUGUACAUAUGUUAAGGACAGAAUUGUAAUUUCCUUUAAUAAUGGAAAACUCUGUUACAUUCGGGGUCUUCUGUAUCUCUGUAGAACGCUUGCUAUCUUGAUGCCAUUGUAAUUCAUUGUUGUCUAUUUUUGUAGAUGUUUUAAUAAAGUUAACCUUUUCAAAUAAAUUAAAACGUGUCCUAGGGCUGUAACUAACUCUCUCUCUCUCUCUUCCUCAUGACCCCCCCGGAACUGUGGAUUUAUAGCGAAUUUUAAAAAAGUUUUC